CAGAUGUUAAAACUGUGUAGUAACAUGCAGCACUAAACAGAGAGCAAGCAGGCUCUCACCACAGACAUAGAGCUUUCCUUCUGUAGCUCCAAAAAAAGACGUAACACUGCUGUAUUUACAUUUUGAUCUCUUCUGUGUCUCUUAACCAAGAUUGGAUGCAGACUUAAUUUUGUCUGCAAGCAGAGAAGAGCUUGGUUCAUGCAGCCUGUCUGUUACACAUAGAUCUGGAGACCACAGGACAUUUUUCGUUUUCAAGAAAGAAAUAACUGCAUGGAAUUUAAAGGGUGGGCCUGGUGACCACAAAGGAUUUGCACAUUUGAUGUGAAUGUGAUUAAUUAUAUUAAUUCAGCUAUUGGAUGCUUGAACAUCUGGAGUUUUUAAAGCUCUGUGCAUCUAUAAAGAAUUAUUCAGGUGUCACAGUAUAAGAGUAAUUCAUACUGAACAAAGCUGUUGGUGCUACUGAAUCCUUUUUUUACUUCAUUAUGACUGGACUACAGUUAUUGUGGAUUGGAUUUUUAUGCAACCUGUGCCAUGGGUUCUAUAAUGGACCUUUAUUCCCAGAAAUGUCAAAUGGGACCCUGCAUCACUAUUUUGUUCCUGAUGGGGAUUAUGAAGAAAAUGAUGACCCAGAGAAGUGUCAGAUGUUGUUCAGAGUAAGGGAUGAGAGGACCUGUGAGUAUGGGGAAGGUCAUGGUCUCUCUCUAAAGGAUGAAUUUGUAAUUGUCAAACGACAAAUAGAGGAUGCAGAAAGAGUGCUUGAAAGCAUAAGGAAAAGCAUAUCUUAUGACCUUGAUGGAGAAGAGAGUUAUGGAAACUAUCUUGGGAGGGAAUCUUCUCAGAUCAGUGAAGCCUUCUCCAACUCGGACAAGUCUUUGACAGAACUGGAAGUCAAAUUUAAGCAGAGUCAAGAUAACGAGAAAAACGAAGCCAAAAAAAUAAAUGACGACUUUGUGGAUAUGAUGAUUCAUACAAGAGCUGUGCUUAAAGAAACCUUAGAUAUCUCAUUGGGACUGAGGGACAAACAUGAACUUCUAUCUUUAACUAUUCGAAGUCAUGGAGCAAGAUUGAGUAGACUGAAAAAUGAGUAUUUAAAAGUUUAAAAAUCAUUUGUUCUCAAGUUAUGCAUUUAUAAUUUAUACAGAUUCUCCUUGUAGAUUUUCAGGAAUACUUUUAAGUUUGAAUAGGUAUUUUGGUAAAAUCAGGUAUAAGCUAUACCAUUUGUGUAGUAGCUGUAUUGAAAGGGUUAAACUCUUUUAUAAAAAUGAUCUCUUUUAUCACCAAAUAUCUAAAUUAAACUUCCUUUUGGUGUCAUUAAAUUUCAGGUCCCUCCAGCACUAAAGAUGUAUAAAAAAAGCAUACAGAGCGACAGGAAAAUGUAACAGAAAAAAAUGUUUUCAUAUAUAUAUAUAUACAUAUAUAUUUAACCCCUUAGGUGUCAGAGAAGAGUGCAAUGCUUUGCACAUAUUGGAGCCCUUUGUGGUACCUAAUGGGUUAAAUAGAUACAUUUUAUGUCAACAUUUUUGUUGAUUCUUAAAAUAGUUUAACUCAUGAUGAACCAGGGAUCAGGAUGCCUGGGUAUGUAUAACAGAUCAUUCCAGUAUCAAAUGAGUUACUUAUAGAGAUUUUUUUUAAACAGACCAGUAGUGCAUUUAAGCAGGUUCUGUGUUAUUAAAAUGAUAUAUACAUUGUCUAUUGGAAAAUAUAAUUUAUUGUAUCUGAUUGUUCAAGCAAUCUAAAAAAAAUAAUACAUGGUGAAUAAUGUAAAAUGUGUAUUGCUAAAAAUAUAUAUAUUUGCCUUUGCAAAUUUCUCUUACCAGUUCCUUAAAGCCUCUCCUGCCCAUUUUAUUAUACCAAUGUAUAGAAUUAUUUUACAUGAAUAUAUAUAUAUAUAUAUAUAUAUAUUGAAACAAGAUAUGACAAUAUGCAUUAUAGAGACUGCUUGCUUACAGCAUUGUAAUUUAGCCUCUACCUUGUAGAAAAAAACCCUGAUAUCUUAAACAGAAUUCAGGGAGCACUCCUUUAAAAGAAAUAUAAUCAGAUCUGUACUAUAGAUUAUAUACAACAAAUCGUGAUGUGGUUCUCCAAACCUUAGUGAUUCAGCUAUGUAGGCUAACUUAUCAAUAAACAGUAUUGUUAUCUAUCCAAAUUCUCAGAAAAUGCAUUCAAGUUAUAUUAUAUUACAGCCUUCUUUCAAUAGUCAGAAACUGUAGAAUUAACUUGUAUUCAUCGCAAUCUUCCUAUCCAGGAAAUGCAGGGGUUAACAGACAGGAAUUUCCAGAGCUGGAUUACAGCACACAGCAGAUUUGUAUAUACAAACGCCUUAAAUAAUAGUAAUACCUCAUCCUUGUGUUUUUCAUGAGUCUUACACACACAAAAUAUUUUUCACAGGCGAUAUAUUACUCCUUAAAUACAAGUUCAUAUAUUCACAUUUUAUUGGCUUUUAAAGGGAGUUUAGUGAUCAUAAACUUUAUAGAGUCACAUGAGUCAUGUAGAACAAAUUACAGUUUGGAAAGUUAUAUAUAUUUUUAUUUUUUUACAGAAAUUACUGAAGGGACAGAGGCUUCCUUAUUUAGUUUUAUAGACUUGAUGCAUAAUUUAAAACAUUUUCUAUCACCUAUAAAGUUUUUCAGUGAGUAGUUUGUCCUUCUAUAAUGCUGCAGUAAGAAUAAUACAAAUGUCUCUUUAAUAGCCAAAAUUCCAGAAGGGUUUUAAAAUUAAUAACAGUCCCUUGUACAGCCUAUAGUCUGAAUAGAACAGUCUGUGUAUCCCUUGCCUCGUUAUCAAUGGACUGCACAUUGGAAAUAUCCUGUAUAACACACAGUGUCACAGAUCACUACAUCUGGGAGGCUUCACUGUGACUGCCCAUGAAAGGGGCAUAAUUAUAGAGAUUUAUGUAAACAUGUGUUAAAUAACCUAGUCAAUUAUAUCUGUUUUUUGUAUAGAUGUCAUCUCUAGCUUAUCAUAUCACACAUAGGCUGUGUCAACAUACAAAGCACACUACAGAUAUAGAAAGCCUGCCGGGGGCAGUGUAUAUUAGUCAUCCUAUUAUAAUAGGGAUAUUGUGAGCAAUCUAUUUCAUACAAUACUGUGCAUAUUAUUGAAUUCCUUUAAUGUUUCAUGAUACAAGAUAAAGUACUUUGUUAUGCUAUGUUCAGUUGUUUUGAAGUAUUACACAAUUUGAUGAGCAAAGUCCAUAAAAUAACACAGAAAAAUGUCUCAUCAUUUUGGUAUUGACUUGAAUAUUAUAUUGAAGCCAAUAAGCUUUGGUUCUGUAUUUAUUCCUACCUGAUGAACUUUUAAAGGGACAUUAUACUCAGAAUUGAAUUCCUUAUAAACUGCAUCUAUGCAUAGUAAAAACAGCUUUGCAAUGCACUUUUAUUAUUUAUUUUGUCUGCUUUUCUUGUAAUUUAAAUUUGAAAAUUUUUGUUUUCCCACUGCACUCAAGAAGUUGAAAAUGUAUUCCACAAAUAGCAGAACCAUGACCGUCUUACAUGCUGCACUGUGAUUGCUUGCUAUCUGCAUUUAUUUAUGUUUUUUAUAUAUGUUGCUAAGUGUCCAUAGCAAAAGAGAUAAGAUAAAUUAUACACAAUAGGGUUUUCAAGGGCUGUGUCCAAGGACUGUAAAGCAAAAACUGUAUCAAAAUAACAAUUUUAAUUGACUUGAAAAAACUUAAAGGGACACUCAGGUUAAAUUAAAUUUAAUGAUUCAGAUACAGCAUGUAAUUUUAAACAACUUUCCAAUUUACUUCCAUUAAAAAAAAUGUGCACAGUCUUUUAUACUUACAAUUUUUGAGUCACCAGAACCUACUGAGCAUGUGCAAGAAUUCACAGACUAUACGUAUAUGCAUUUGUUAUUGGCUGAUUGCUAUCACAUGGUACAAGGGGAGUGGAAAUAUACAUAACUUUGAAAUUUGUUAUAAAAAAAUCUACUACUCAUUUGAAGUUCAGACUAAGUGCUAUUGCAUUGUCCUGUUAUCUUGCAUUUGUUGCUUAUGCAAAUCUAAUGUUUUGACUGGUCCUUUAAAGGGACAUGAAACACAAAUUGUUUCUUUUAUGAUUCAUAUAGAUCAUGUAGUUUUAACCAACCUUCUAAUUUACUUCUAUUAUAACAUUUUCCUUUUCUCUUGGUAUCUUUUGUUGGAAAGCAGGGAAAUAAGCUCAGGAGCGUGCUUGUGUCUGGAGUAAUAUAUGGCAGCAGUUUUGCAAGAAUGUUAUCCAUAUGUAAGAUCACUAGAUGGCAGCAUGUUUUCCUGCUAUGUAGUGCUCCUGAUACAUACCUACCUAGGUAUCUCUUCAGCAAAGUAUAUAAUGGGAACAAAACAAAUUUGAUAAUAAAAUUACAUUGGAAACAUUUUUUUUUAAAUUGUAUGCUCUGUCUAAAUCACAAAAUAAACUUUUUGGGUUUCAUAUCCCAUUAACUUUAUAUGCAUAUAUUUUACAAUGCAGUGCUUUAUUGCUGAUGCAUUUAAACAAUUGGUUUACUAUCUCUUUAACCAAUCCAGUAUCUCUGUAUUCAGAUAUAUAGGGGUAUGGCACAUUAAAUCUGAUAGCAAGAUGAAAUAUUUUUCCACUUUUAUUCAAACCAGAUUGAUUUUUGGGAUAACUAUAGCCACUUUGGUCCUAAAAAAAAAGUAAUUUGAUCAAAAUCCUUAAAGGGACAUGAAACCCAAAUUUUUUUCUUUCAUGAUUUAGAAAGAGUAUACUAUUAUGAACAACUUUCUAAUUUACUUCUAUUAUCUAUUUUGCUUCAUUCUCUUGAUAUUCUUUGCUGAAAAGCAUAUCUAGAUAUGUUUAGUAGCUGCUGAUUGGUAGCUGCACAUAGAUGCCUCCUGUGAUUGGUUCACUGUGUGCAUUGCUAUUUCUUCAUUAAAGAAUAUCUAAAGAAUAAAGCAAAUUAGGUAAUAGAAGUACAUUGGAAUGUUGUUUAAAAUUAUAUUCUCUACCUUAAUCAUGAAAGAAAAUGUUUGGGUAUAGUGUCCCUUUAAGUACUAUUGCAUUACAGUGCACAAAACUAGUGGAAGAAUAGAAAAAUAAAUCAUAACGUUCAUUAAAGGGACAGACUACACUAAAAUUGUUUUUGUUUAAAAAGAUAGAUAAUGCCUUUACUACCAAUUCCCCAGCUUUGCACAACCAACAUUGUUAUAAUAAUAUACUUUAUAACCUUUAAAUCUCUAAAUUUCUGCCUGUUUCUAAGCCACUACGGACAGCCUCUUAUCACAUGCUUUGUUAUUUGUUUUUCACAAGAGGAGAAUGCUAGUUCAUGUCGGCCAUCUAGAUAAACAUUGUGCUCACGCCCGUGGGGUUAUUUAAGAGUCAACACAACACUAAUUGGCUAAAAGGCAAGUCAAUCGAUAAUAAAUAAAAAGUCAUGUGAUCAGAGCUGUCAGAAGAUUCUUAGAUACAAGGUAGUCACAGAGGUAAAAGGUGUAUUAAUAUAACCGUGCUGGGGAAUGGGUAAUAAAGGGAUUAUCUGUCUUUUUAAACAAUACAAAUUAUAGACUGUCCCUUUAACUUUGAUCUAUAAUAAUAUGCCAAACAAACAUUCAUUGUCAUUUCACCAAAAGUAGAAAGUUGCUUUUUGAAGCUAUUGUAGAAUAUUAUUAAAUAUACAUAAGCCAUAUAGUAUUACAUUUUCCUUUGAAAUUCCCAAUUAAAUUAAAAAUAAGCAACAAGUAUCAAAUACAGAAUCAUCAUGGAAAAGUACAAUAUAUUUUUCUUCCACCAAUAUAAUGCUACUAUUCUGAAUAGAUAUUAUUUUUUAUAUAUUUAUAGAAAACUGAUGUUUCUAUUCUAUUUAAUUUGAGUUUGCAGUGGGAGCUUUUUGGCAUAAUUUUCUAUUGCACUGCAACCCAAUAAAGGAAACAACAGUUUAAAUGACUUAAAGAGACAUACAAACCAAUAUAUAUAUAUAUAUAUAUAUAUAAAUAUAUAUAUAUAUAUAUAUAUAUAUAUAUAUAUAUAUAUAUAUAUAUAUUGAGAUUCAUAUAUAUCAUACAAUUUUAAACAACUUUCCAAUUUAUGACUAUGUUGAAGGAGCAGUAAUGCAUUACUGGGAUCUAGCUGAAAGCCAAUGUCAAAAGGCAUUUCUGUGCAACCACCAAUCAGCAGCUUCUGAGCCUACCUAGGUAUAAUUUUCAACAAAGGAUGUAAAGAGAAUGAAACAAAUUAGAUAAAAGAAAUACAUUGGAAAGUUAUUUAAAAUUGUAUACUCAUGAAAAAAAGGGUUUCAUGUUCCUUUAAGCCACCCAAAUUACAAAUGAUAUAACAGAAGAUCUGUUUUUCUUAUAGUUAGAAUGGGGGGGAGGGGCUUCACACCAGAAAAAAAUAUAUGUAAAUAGAAAAUAACAUAUAAUUGAAUCAAUAUUAAGAAUGUCUGUCAAUGUUUUAAAUGCAGAUUUUUCACUUUACCAGUCCAUGACGUGUGCAAUUAACACUUUCAUAUAAUUUGGGUAAUUUUACACUUAAAGGGACAUGAACAUGUGUUACAGCAUUUAACCCCUACAAGGAGAAAAUUAAAUACAUUGUUAGUCAGCUCCAGAGCAACAAUUCACUACUAGGAGGCGGAGCUAAUCACCAUCUAGCUCAUAGUAGUACACUGUCCGGAAUCUACCUAGCUAUGGUUUUCAACAAAAGAUAACAAGAAAGAAGCAAAUUUCAUAAUAAAAGUUAACUGAAAAGUCUCCUAAAAUUCCAUGCCCUAUCUUAAUUUUAGACGUUCAUGUCCCUUGAAUUUCAAUCAUAAACCAUAGGUUCCAACAAAUUCCAUAAGACUUUUUCAAGACAGACAGAAAGAAGACUGACAACUAUUUCAGAUACUCUUGUCAAAUUCUACCAAUGCAGCAUUAGUGAUGGUUUUGCAGUGCAGCGCCACUCAAGAACCACUUGAUUGAUUUGUCUAAUAGUAUUUUCUAAUAGUUUUCUAAUGCAAAUGGGUUAAAAUUUGAAAAAGUGCAAAAAAAAAAAAGACCCAUGGGGCACUUUGUACAGCUUUUCUAAUGCAUUGUAAUAGGCCAAUAGAUUCCCGACUAUAUCAUCCUCAAUUAAAUGUAUUCCUUUUGUUAUUGCAGCCAGUGGCUGAACAUGUAGACCAAUAUGCUGGUUCUCUGUUGUAGAACAUAUGGCCAUACAUAAAUAAACACAUGAAAAUGCUGUACCCUAUUCAGCUUUCAGGUUUAAAGGGGGUCAAGCUUAAUCUGUUUAUUUUAGUUCUAUAACAAGAAAUGCACAAAUGGUCUGUGAAAUAGAAGAUCACUGUCUAAUGAGCAAAACCCAGUGCUCUAUUAGUGGACAGUGACAAACUUACAAACGAUUACUAUUUUUUCCCCCAUACAGGAACAUGUAUAUGAAAUAUCAGACAGUGUAAUACAUUUUAAGUGCUCUCUUUCAGAUGAAAAACAAUUAUUUAAGCUAUGGAAUAUUUGUGUAAUUUUUGUAAUAUAUUUUGUGUGUGAAGAAAGAAGAGAAAAUAUGAAAAAUAUGUUUCUUCUAAUCAUCUGUAUUUGUUGGACUUUGUGCAUGAAAUUAUUAAGUGCAGUUAUCGUUAAACUUUUGCUGGCUUCCUAAUAUUUUAAUGUUUAUGUUAUUAAGACAAAAGCAAAAGUCUAUGGCAAGAAAUUUCAAAUAUAGUAGACUGGCUAAAAGCAUUGAGUAUGAGGGCUGUCUGGCUUGUAUAAUGCUCAUUUAACAAUAAAGAUUUAUGAGAAGGG
Bombina bombina (fire-bellied toad) is the source of this 7705-nucleotide messenger RNA. RefSeq names its product fin bud initiation factor homolog (gene FIBIN). The record is from RefSeq and is a predicted model, not a curated record. The coding region runs from base 483 to 1100 and encodes 205 amino acids. NCBI's taxonomy places the organism in Eukaryota, Metazoa, Chordata, Amphibia, Anura, Bombinatoridae. The transcript has a single exon.